This is a messenger RNA of Sorghum bicolor (sorghum), 1518 nucleotides long. RefSeq names its product aspartic proteinase nepenthesin-1. The record is from RefSeq and is a predicted model, not a curated record. Gene Ontology annotation, cellular component: extracellular region. Gene Ontology annotation, molecular function: aspartic-type endopeptidase activity. Bases 1 to 1518 code for a protein of 505 amino acids. Gene Ontology annotation, biological process: proteolysis. The transcript is spliced from 3 exons. NCBI's taxonomy places the organism in Eukaryota, Viridiplantae, Streptophyta, Magnoliopsida, Poales, Poaceae.
AUGGGGUACACUAGUGUGCCGUGGGAUCUCAAUGACUGCACAUUGUUCUUUUAUGUGCAGGUUGUCACUGGUCAGAUUAGACAAUUACUUGUGGAGAUCAAAACUGAAGCAAUGAUGCUGAUUCAUGAACUGCAGACAACACUUGUGCUCGAUGGAACUCAACCAAGUGCAAAUGAAGCAGCUUCAGAAGAUAGCUCUCCUACUGCUCUCGUUCAAAAAGAUGCUUCUCUGGCUGCCGUUGCUUGCUCUGACCUUUCCUUGCUGCGAUGCGGCAGCCCUGAAGCUGCACGCCCACCACGCGACGGCGGCCGCAGCCUCACCCGCCGGGAGGUGCUGCACCGCAUGGCCGCGCGUCUGCUCUUCUCGGCCUCGGGGCGCGCGGCAAGCGCCCGCGUAGACCCGGGACCUUACGCCAACGGCGUCCCCGACACGGAGUACCUGGUGCACCUCGCCAUCGGCACGCCGCCGCAGCCCGUGCAGCUCAUCCUCGACACCGGGAGCGACCUCGUCUGGACGCAGUGCCGACCGUGCCCCGUCUGCUUCAGCCGCGCGCUCGGACCGUUGGACCCGUCCAACUCCUCCACGUUCGACGUGCUCCCCUGCAGCUCGCCCGUGUGUGACAACCUCACCUGGUCGUCCUGCGGCAAGCACAACUGGGGAAACCAAACCUGUGUCUACGUCUACGCAUACGCCGACGGCUCCAUAACCACCGGCCACCUCGACGCGGAGACCUUCACGUUCGCUGCCGCCGAUGGCACCGGGCAGGCCACCGUUCCGGACCUGGCCUUCGGCUGCGGUCUCUUCAACAACGGAAUUUUCACGUCCAACGAGACCGGCAUCGCCGGCUUCGGGCGCGGCGCGCUGUCCCUGCCGUCGCAGCUCAAAGUGGACAACUUCUCCCACUGUUUCACCGCCAUAACGGGGUCGGAGCCCAGCUCUGUCCUGCUCGGCCUUCCGGCCAACCUUUACAGUGACGCCGAUGGCGCAGUCCAGUCCACUCCUCUGGUCCAGAACUUUUCGUCUCUGAGAGCAUACUACCUGUCACUAAAGGGCAUAACCGUCGGCUCGACGAGGCUGCCGAUUCCCGAGUCGACGUUCGCGCUGAAGCAGGACGGGACGGGCGGCACGAUCAUCGACUCUGGCACCGGCAUGACAACGCUGCCCCAGGACGCGUACAAGCUCGUGCACGACGCGUUCACGGCCCAGGUCAGGCUGCCCGUGGACAACGCGACGUCGUCGUCGCUCUCGCGGCUCUGCUUCUCGUUCUCGGUGCCGCGGCGAGCUAAACCCGACGUGCCAAAGCUGGUGUUGCACUUUGAGGGCGCAACGCUGGACCUUCCGAGGGAGAACUACAUGUUUGAGUUCGAGGACGCAGGCGGCAGCGUCACCUGCCUUGCUAUCAACGCCGGCGACGACCUGACCAUCAUCGGCAACUACCAGCAACAGAACCUGCACGUCCUCUACGACCUGGUGCGCAACAUGUUAUCCUUUGUUCCUGCUCAGUGCAACAGGCUUUAG